UCCCUUUCAAGUUCUAUUAUUUUUUUAGAGGACAGGGCAAUAUGAAUGUUCUAUUAUGUUCCAUCAACACAUUAAAAAGAUUAUACGAUAUAUCUGCUGUGGAGGUAGGUCAACAUUUUUACUGGCAAAUAGGGAGUUUCCAAGUACACGCCCAAGUACUUAUUACCUCUUGGGUUGUAAUUGCUAUCUUAUUAGUUUCAGCCAUUCUAGUUGUUCGAAAUCCACAAACCAUUCCCACUUUCGGUCAGAAUUUCUUUGAAUAUGUCCUUGAAUUCAUUCGAGAUGUGAGCAAAACUCAGAUUGGCGAAGAAUAUGGUCCGUGGGUUCCGUUUAUUGGAACUAUGUUUCUAUUUAUUUUUGUUUCUAAUUGGUCAGGGGCUCUUUUGCCUUGGAAAAUCAUACAAUUACCUAAUGGGGAGUUAGCUGCACCCACAAAUGAUAUAAAUACUACCGUUGCAUUAGCUUUACUUACGUCAAUAGCAUAUUUCUAUGCGGGUCUUUCAAAAAAAGGAUUAGCUUAUUUUGGUAAAUACAUCCAACCAACUCCAAUCCUUUUACCCAUUAACGUCUUAGAAGAUUUCACAAAACCCUUAUCGCUUAGUUUUCGACUUUUCGGAAAUAUAUUAGCUGAUGAAUUAGUAGUUGUUGUUUUGGUUUCUUUAGUACCUUUAGUAGUUCCUAUACCUGUCAUGUUCCUCGGAUUAUUUACAAGUGGUAUUCAAGCUCUUAUUUUUGCUACUUUAACUGCGGCUUAUAUAGGCGAAUCCAUGGAAGGCCACCAUUGACUCGUUUUUGAAAUAGUCUUUUUUUAGUUUAGCCAGCCGCAAUGUAUAUGCGGCUCAAGAUAAUAUACUUUAGGGAACAAAAAUAUAAAAAAUAGAAAUAAAUUUAGAAAAUUGUUAAUAAUAAAGGGAUCC
Gastrolobium bilobum is the source of this 917-nucleotide messenger RNA. RefSeq names its product ATP synthase subunit a, chloroplastic. The coding region runs from base 42 to 785 and encodes 247 amino acids. The record is from RefSeq and is a predicted model, not a curated record. Gene Ontology annotation, molecular function: proton transmembrane transporter activity. Lineage: Eukaryota; Viridiplantae; Streptophyta; Magnoliopsida; Fabales; Fabaceae. Gene Ontology annotation, biological process: proton motive force-driven ATP synthesis. The transcript has a single exon.